Molecule: messenger RNA, 531 nt
Organism: Chenopodium quinoa (quinoa)
Lineage: Eukaryota; Viridiplantae; Streptophyta; Magnoliopsida; Caryophyllales; Amaranthaceae
Product: BURP domain protein RD22-like
Exons: 1
Coding region: 1-531 (176 amino acids)
Source: RefSeq, a predicted model, not a curated record
AUGGGGAACAAGUUGCCUUUGCUUUUCACAAAUCAAGUCCCUCCAUCUGCUAUACUGUUGAAGAAGCCGCAACAGAACAUGGUGAAUUCAUUAGCUAACAGUUCAGCAUCAUGCGGCUCUACCGUUCCGGAGGAGCAACACGCUUGGGUGACCUCACUCGAGGCUAUGAUGGACUUUGCCAUCAGAAUGCUGGGUACAAACUUGAGGCCAAUAUCAACCCCUGCUGGUAAAUGGCAAUUGUAUACCGUGACUGGUGCAGCAAGGACUAUAACGGAUAAGGUAUGUGGAUGUCACAAGAAAGAUUCCCUCCCUUUUGCAAUUUAUGGUUGCCUUUAUAAAAUGAAUACCAAAGUGCGAGUUGUUCCUCUUGUUGGUGACGAUGGCACCAUAUUGGAAGCUAUUAACGUGUGUCACAUGAACACGGCUUCAUGGGACAGCAAUUACCUCCUCUUCCGCCUUAUGAAGGCUAAGCCUGGUACUCCAGUAUGUCAUUUCUUGGCAACUGAUGACAUAGUUUGGAUAACUAAGUGA